AGGGAGUAACUUCUUGAGCUGUCGUGUGAUUACGCAUGCAAAAAGUUAAACUUUCGCGCGUGAAAAGUAUCCCUUCAUCAAGUCCACACAACACCAACCCAGGACCACCAGAUAGUAGUAGAUUACAAAAUGGCGCAAGUCUACCCCAUCAUCUUCGAUAACAUCGACUCCGAAACAUCAACAGUCUGCACCUCUCCCACCGUCUGCACAACAUCUCCCGUCUGCACCCCCUCAACAACAACCUCAAACCCCACCACAACCAAGGAGCACCAAAAAUGGGAAAGCUUCCAAUCCUCAAUCCCCUGGCCCGGCCGCACAUUCAUCAUCCGCUCCCACGACACAGGCCAAGUAAUUACCUUCCUCGACGGCGAAAUCAUCCUCGACAAACCCGGCGGUUUCGGCACCUUCCGUUGGCGCUGCGUCGAGAGGAGAGGAUGGCUGGGCUUCCGGGACCCGGUUUCCGCGCGGUACAUGGGGUACGAUAGUCGCGGCUGGAUCCGGUGCGCGGUCGACACGCAUAAUGACCGGGAGUAUAUAUGUGUGAGGAAGCGGCCCGAGGGCGGGUAUGUGCUAUUGGUGCUUGUGGAAAACAAGCUUUUGCCGAUGGGGGUUUGUGCGCAGGAGACGGCGGGUGUGGUGAGGCAGAGGGUUAAGAUUAGGGAUUGGAAUUCGGAGGGGACUGUGUGGGAUUUUAUUGAAGUGCCGUGUCCAUCGGUUUGAAGGGUGGGGGUAAUAGGGGGAAGAGUUUGUAACUUUAGGGCGUUGUGGCUCGGCUGAUAUAAGCUGGAUUUGGGGCGAAAGAGUAGAGCAAGAGUACUGGGAUAUGGAGAACUUCUAUUACAUAUGGGAUCCGCUGAGAAGUUGCAGAUAUUAACAAGAUGUGGGGAUCAUAGCGGGCCUGGAUACAUCAGAUCUGACAUGGGUAGACACUGUCGAUUGGUGAACGGCCACUAGUGUUUGGGAGUUUGGGGCAUCAAGAUUCUGAAUACAUGGGCCAGGAAGGAGUGAAAUCUGCUCAGUUUUACUCUAUCAUGAUGUUUUGGAGCUACAUUUACGGACAUUGUGAGAAAAUUGAAAAGAAGAAGAACAAGGGAAAGAACAUGGAGACAGUCAGUGGCGAGCGGUAGGUCCCGCUUAUGGCGUCUUGGUGAUUAUCAAGUAGUAGAAUCAACACAUUUUCUUCGUAGAAAUAAAACCCAUG
Bipolaris sorokiniana ND90Pr is the source of this 1201-nucleotide messenger RNA. RefSeq lists its product as uncharacterized. Lineage: Eukaryota; Fungi; Ascomycota; Dothideomycetes; Pleosporales; Pleosporaceae. The coding region runs from base 130 to 720 and encodes 196 amino acids. The record is from RefSeq and is a predicted model, not a curated record. The transcript has a single exon.